AUGGGCACAGGAUCCAAUUUUGCGAGCCAAGCAAAUCCUCGUCCUGUGAUUCAGGUUGGGAAUCCUGGAGACAAUGGAGUAGUAGAAAUGAGUGAUUUGGUUAUUACAACAACAGGUGGCUCAGCUGGGGCUAUUGGCAUUCAAUGGAAUCUAGAGGCAUCUUCACCUGGAGCUGCAGGUCUCUGGGAUGUCCAUAUCCGGCUUGGAGGUGCCAUGGGCACCAAAGUCAACAGUGCAAACUGUCCUACAUCAUCAAUUAAUUUAGCCAGUUGUGCUUCAGCAUUUCUAGGGCUUCAUAUCACUACAUUUGGCUCUGGUUACUUUGAGAAUGUCUGGGUUUGGAAUGCUGGCAAGUGA
Mycena indigotica is the source of this 357-nucleotide messenger RNA. RefSeq lists its product as uncharacterized. The transcript has 4 exons. The record is from RefSeq and is a predicted model, not a curated record. The coding region runs from base 1 to 357 and encodes 118 amino acids. NCBI's taxonomy places the organism in Eukaryota, Fungi, Basidiomycota, Agaricomycetes, Agaricales, Mycenaceae.